AUGAAACGUCUGACCUAUUCUGCGCGUUUUUUGCGGCCUCCUGGAUUCUUCAAACGCGCCGAAAUGCGCGAGAAGCCCAGACGGAAAACAGGUCCUUUUGAGAACCCAGUGAAACGUUUGGUCCGCCUAAAGGAGCAGGAGCGCGUGUUCUCACAGGUUCCGCUGGAGAGGAAGGUCCCAGUUGCCAAAUCGGUGACUACUCAGCUUUUGAAAGGGGUUGAAGGGGUGCCGCAAGUGUCUGCAGAGGUGUUAGAACGGCGUCUGGAAUUUUUGCUGUCGCCUAAGGCAGUUGAUCAGCAGCUGAGCGCGAAGCUGCGGCCCGGUUUGACCCCAUACUUGGCUGAGCUUUACAUGUGGGAGCGACAGAUGCGUGAUCUUCGUCGGAUUUAUCGCGCUCAAUACCUUAAGACUCUGGCGUCGGUCACCGAUUCCGAGCGCUACCGACAGUAUCAGCAAUAUUUAUGCACAUCGCAAGAAAAUCGCAACAAAGCCGAAAUGAAACGGAGAGCCAUAUAUGCACGCGUCAAGGAGCGAGCAGUUUUGAAAGAUACCAUGCGCAUUGAGAAGCGCGUAUCGCAGGCCAUUCAGCUGGAACGCCUGUCUAAAAGAAAGAUAGGGAACGUUUACUUCCUGCACAAACUGCAAAAGGGAUUCGACCGAGCUGACACUCCAGAACUAUCAACUGCGCCUCAUGAGCGGGAGAUUCUCAAGGAAUCUUUUGAGCUGAUGCCUGAGGAUUCCGACAGAUACGAGGUUCAUGUGGAGCCGUCGAAGAGUCCUUCGGAGCGCGCUGCUGUCGCGUACAAGUUCUUUACAGAUACGGGACCAUCUGGACGCUGCUCGGGUAGCGCACAUGGUACGUUGCCUUUUCCCGUUUACCAUCUUCGUCAGGAAUCAAAGCAAUUGCCACAAAUAAAGUCUACUUAA
Molecule: messenger RNA, 927 nt
Organism: Babesia ovata
Lineage: Eukaryota; Apicomplexa; Aconoidasida; Piroplasmida; Babesiidae
Exons: 6
Coding region: 1-927 (308 amino acids)
Source: RefSeq, a predicted model, not a curated record